Molecule: messenger RNA, 1758 nt
Organism: Cavia porcellus (domestic guinea pig)
Lineage: Eukaryota; Metazoa; Chordata; Mammalia; Rodentia; Caviidae
Product: keratin, type I cytoskeletal 26
Exons: 8
Coding region: 45-1451 (468 amino acids)
Biological process (GO): epithelial cell differentiation; intermediate filament organization
Cellular component (GO): cytoskeleton
Molecular function (GO): structural molecule activity
Source: RefSeq, a predicted model, not a curated record
CAGCCAGGGUGCUCUGGGGAAGAGUGCCGGGCUGUGCUGUGGCCAUGUCUUUCCGGUUUUCCAGUGGCUCCAGGAGGAUCUGCUCACAAGCUGGGUCCCCCCGACUGUCCAGGGGAGGCUCCGGCUUCGGGGCUGGAACCACGUGUGUCGCUCCAGGAGCAGAAAGCAGCUUCGCCUGCACGCUUGGGGCUGUUUCUUCUGCCGGAAGCUCCUGCCAAGGUGGAGGUGGGUCUGGCAGCGGCAUCUUCACUGGUUUCCUGGGAAACGAGCAAGGCCUCCUGUCCUGCAAUGAGAAGGUGACCAUGCAGAACCUCAACGACCGCCUGGCCUCCUACUUGGCCCACGUGCACACACUGGAGGCCGCCAACACUGAGCUGGAGCAGAAGAUUGCAGACUGGUACGACAAGUGCGGGCCAGAGCACCUCCCAGGGCUCGGUCAUGACUACAGCAGAUACUUCUCAGCCAUCGAGGACCUGAAAAAACAGAUUAUUUCUGUGACCGCCUAUAAUGCCAGCAUUGUUCUCCAAAACGACAACGCCCGGCUGACUGCUGAUGACUUCAAGCUGAAGUACGAAAACGAGCUGGGCCUGCACCAGCUCAUGGAGGCCGACACCAGCAAUCUCCGCCGGGUGCUGGAGGAGCUGACCCUCUGUGCCGCCGACCUGGAGACACAGUGUGAGAGCCUCACGGAGGAGCUGGCCUUCCUCCAGAAGAACCACGAGGAGGAAACCCGAGCCCUCCAAUGCGCGUCUGGAGGGAACGUGAACGUGGAGAUGAACGCGGCCCCCGGCGUGGACCUCACGGUGCUGCUGAACAACAUGCGGGCGGAGUACGAGGACCUGGCCGAGCAGAACCGCAGGGACGCCGAGGCCUGCUUUCACGAGAAGAGCGCGUCUCUGCAGCAACAGAUUUCGGAUGACGCAGGCGCGGCCACAGCAGCCAGAAAUCAGCUGAUGGAACAGAAACGCAGCCUGCAGAGCCUGGAAAUAGAGCUCCAGUCCCUCCUGGCUAUGAAACAAUCCUAUGAACACACGCUGGCUGAGACCGAAGGAAAUUACUGCGUUCAGCUCCAGCAGAUCCAGGAUCAGAUCGGGGCAAUGGAGGAGCAGUUGCAGCAGAUUCGAACGGAAACAGAAGGCCAGAAACUGGAGCACGAGCAGCUCCUGGACGUCAAGAUGAUUUUGGAAAAAGAAAUUGAAACGUAUUGCAACUUACUAGACGGAGAGGAAGGCAGGAGCAAAGCCACGUGCCACAGAGCAAAAGGAGCCAGGCCCGUAAAUUCUGGAAAUCAAGUCAAAGACUUAACUGAAGAAACAUUCGUCAAAACAAUGGUGGAAGAGCUGGACCAGCUCGGCAGUGUCCUCUCCCUCAGGGUCCACUCGGUGGAAGAAAAAUCCUCAAAAAUAAGCAACAUCACCAUGGAACAGCGCGUGCCUGCCAAGGCUCUGUGACCAGGGCAGAGUUAUUUUAGGAAAUUAUUUUGCAAAUCCUGCCUUUGCAAGAGCCCAUUGGUCAGAGAUCCCAAAAUACUGUCCCUUAGAUUUAUCUCCAAAUUGGGUUUCUCCUUCUUCCUUUCUUGUUUUUUUUUCCAUGUAAUUCUUUUCAACAAGACUAGAAAAAGGGAAAACCUCGCUCUGCCUAGUUUUGUGUCGUUCUCAGGGGUCUUUUGCCCUCUCAUUACAGACUCUUCUGUUGCAAGGGAAUUUUUGUGUAUAAAUGGGUGUCUUACAUGCUAAUAAAAUCGAGCGCUUCACUUCA